CUUCAACCCCCCACUUCUAAAUCCUCAGGACCCAUCUCACAGGUACUUCUAUCCUCACAAUCCAGAGAUGACAUUAUCAACUGCAACCCGCCCAUCCUCGAUCCACAGCGUUUCUAGUCUGGCCGGCCGUCUAAAGAUUCGCAAACCGAAGAGCUCUGCCCAAGACAUUGGAGACACUAUACGUGCUUUCCUGCAACAUUUUGACACCACCGACUUGCCAUCUAUAUGGGAGUCAACACUCGAAGCUCGCUGCCUCGUAGAGGCCGAGCGUCGUGGAUACUCCAUUGAGGUCCUCAGGCCUUAUUUAACACUUGGACUGAACAUCACCGUUUCUGCGUACCACUAUAUUGACGAUACCAACGUCAAAGUGUUCAUCGCAUUCUUCUGCAUGUUUCUGAUAUACCUCGACGACGUUUAUCCCAACGAUUCCGACGUUUUGGGUGGAGUUCCUGAUUUCACAAGGCGCUUCACAUCGUCAGAAAAGCAGUCGAGCAAGAUUUUGAACGACUUGGCAGACCUUUUGACUGAAAGCUCUCAAUACUUUGGCAGAGUCACUGCCGACUUCAUCGUCCACUCCGCCCUAAAGUUCAUUACUGGGCUAAUCUUAGAAGUCCAGAGCAAGAACGAGUCGACGCAACGAGUUGAAGAAUAUGCCAUAUUCCUUCGCGAACAAUGCGGGCUGGCAGAAGCCUUCGCAAUGUUCAUUUUCCCCGGGAACCUCCCAUUCCACCUAUAUAUCCAAGCUCUCCCUUCCAUGCGUGAUUUCAUCGACUUCGCGAACGACAUCCUCUCAUUCUACAAGGAGGAGUGCAGCGGUGAUACCAACAAUUUCAUAUCGCUUCUAGCUCAAGCUCGUGGUGCGCCUAAGAAUCAGGUUCUUCGCUACGUGGUGACGCAGUGCCUUGAAUCUUACGAGAGGGCCUUGCGCAUCUUGUCGCCUCACAAAGAAGCGUACGAGGCCUUUACGGAUUUCACAGACGGGUAUCUGGCUCUUCAUUUGGGCAUGACGAGGUAUAGACUUAGCGAGCUGGGACUAUAAUUGGUUUCCCCUGUAAUUUAUUAACUAUAAUUAAUUUAAUGUAGAG
Molecule: messenger RNA, 1085 nt
Organism: Guyanagaster necrorhizus
Lineage: Eukaryota; Fungi; Basidiomycota; Agaricomycetes; Agaricales; Physalacriaceae
Product: terpenoid synthase
Exons: 5
Coding region: 68-1039 (323 amino acids)
Molecular function (GO): carbon-oxygen lyase activity, acting on phosphates
Source: RefSeq, a predicted model, not a curated record